CAUCAUAUUGCACAACAACCACAUGACAUGUCUGAUGGAAAUAGCGCUGAUGAUGUUGGCUGUUGGUUGACAUCCAAGUGCUCGAUCGUUACGACCUUUUUUGUGGUCCUUCUCUUUGUUUAUUACAGAUAUGCCACCUGGACGCACGACACUUUCAAGAAGCUAGGCAUCAGAGGGCCUAAGCCAUGGCCCGGUUUGGGAAAUUUUGUGAGCCUCUAUAGGACGGGCAUGCUGAAAUACGAUGUCGAAAUGAAGAAGAAAUAUGGAUCAAUAUAUGGGGUUUUUUUCGGCAAACAGCCAUUCAUGGUGGUUUACGAUACAGCCAUCUUGAAGCAGAUCAUGGUUAAAGAUUUCCAGUAUUUCCCUAAUCACUUCGACAUGGGCUUACUUCCACCUCCAAUGGACAAAGCCCUAUCUCUCCUGAAAGAUGACCAUUGGAAAUUUGUCAGGAGUGUGGUCAGCCCGACCUUCAGCAGCGGAAAGAUGAGGAAGAUGUCUGGGCAGAUCAACAAAUGCUGCCAGACUCUGUGUGAGAACUUGAGCAAGGAGGCUGAGAGCAAGAAGAUUUUCGAUUUCAAGAUUAUAUGUGACGCAUUUACAAUGGAUACCAUUGCCAGCACUGCCUUCGGUGUAUCCAUCGACUCCCAUAACGAUCCAAACAAUAUUUUUGUCCUGAUGGCUAGAAAAGUUUUUAAAGUUAAAAUGACUCUUGGGGGGAUUUUGUUGCUGGUGGCCCCAUUCUUAGUUAAACCACUAAUGCGUCUGGGCGUCCCAAUGUUUGAGAGAGAUUUUAUAGAGUUUUUCACAGAUGUCGCUAAAAAGGCCAUCAGCCAAAAAGACAGUGCGGACGAUAAAAGACACUUGGAUUUCCUGCAAAUACUACUAAACGCUCACAAAGAAAACGCCAGAGAUGAAGACGGUUUAUCGGAGGAAGAGAUUCUUGCCCAGUGUCUGCUUUUCUUCUUAGUCGGGUUCGAAACCACUUCAACGACUCUAUCUUACUUCGGCUACAAUAUGGCGUGUAAUCCAGACCAGCAGGAAAAACUGUAUGAGGAGAUUGUGGAAAAGAUUGGCGAUAAAGAGCCGACAUACGACUCAAUCUUGCAACUUUCUUUCCUUGAUAUGUGCCUAAAUGAAACUCUGAGAAUGUUUCCGAUUGGUGUCAGGUUGGAAACGGACAGGCAGGCCACAGAAGAUGUCACGAUAAAUGGAGUGCUUAUUCCAAAAGGCAUGGUUGUACUAAUCCCAAUCUACGCCAUACACAACGAUCCGGAAUUUUGGCCGGAACCUCACGUCUUCAAACCUGAAAGGUUCUCUCCAGAAAAUUGGAAUCCAAGUACCAGCGACCCCUUGCGUUUCAUGCCCUUCGGGGCCGGCCCAAGAAACUGCGUGGGCAUGAGGCUGGCCAAGAUGGAGGUCAAGAUGGCCGUCAUCCACAUGAUCCGCAACUUCCGGUUUGUCGUUUCCGAAGAGACUGAUGUACCCCCAGUGUUCGAGAGAUUCACCAUUAAGAACAUCAAUGGAAUAAAAAUCAGAGUUGAAAGGAGAUAAAUCUUAUUAUUAUUAUUAUUUAUUAAUAUUAUUAUUAUUAAAUUAUUAACUAAUUAAUUGUUAUUAUUAUUGUUUAAAUAUAAAUUAUGACGUCAUCAUCAUCGUCGUUGUUGUUGUUGUUAAAAAAAGUCCAAAAAGGCCAAA
Molecule: messenger RNA, 1695 nt
Organism: Helobdella robusta
Lineage: Eukaryota; Metazoa; Annelida; Clitellata; Rhynchobdellida; Glossiphoniidae
Exons: 16
Coding region: 28-1551 (507 amino acids)
Molecular function (GO): iron ion binding; steroid hydroxylase activity; oxidoreductase activity, acting on paired donors, with incorporation or reduction of molecular oxygen
Source: RefSeq, a predicted model, not a curated record